Messenger RNA from Zingiber officinale, 882 nucleotides. RefSeq lists its product as uncharacterized. The transcript has 3 exons. Gene Ontology annotation, molecular function: protein dimerization activity. Bases 1 to 882 code for a protein of 293 amino acids. The record is from RefSeq and is a predicted model, not a curated record. NCBI's taxonomy places the organism in Eukaryota, Viridiplantae, Streptophyta, Magnoliopsida, Zingiberales, Zingiberaceae.
AUGAAGCAGCAAUCCAGCCAAGCUCGGUGUCGCCCACUGGACAAAAAUGAAGCAGAAAAGUUCGACGUCGCCCACUGGACAAAAACGAAGCAGCAAUUCAGCAAAGCUUGGCAUCGUCCACUGGACAAAAAUGAAGCAGCAAAGCUCGGCGUUGCCCACUGGACAAAAAUGAAGCAACGAGAUAAAGUCAACACAUUUUGUGAGUUGAAUGAGAUCCCAGUGCCGGAUAUGAAAGACAAUUGUUUGAUUGGUGGUCAUAGUAGACGUAGAAGGCAAGUCAUCACCAAUUUGCAUUAUUAUCGUGUGGAGAUUUUCUAUCAGGUUGUUGAUUCAGUUAUACAAGAGAUGAAUACUCGUUUUUUAGAAGUUGGCACAGAAUUGCUUAGUUGCAUAGCAUGUCUUCAUCCAAGAAAUUCUUUUUCUGAAUUCAAUGUUCAGAAACUUGUUCGACUUUGUGAUUUAUAUCCUGAGGACUUCUCAACAAAUGAUUGUAUAGUUAUUGAACAACAACUUCAGAAUUUCAUUCAUAAUAUACAACAGGAUCCAAAUUUUUCUGGAAUUGAAGAUUUGGGGAGUUUUGCUCAGAAAAUUGUUGAAACUCUAAAAAAUCAAGCUUAUCCAUUGGUUUAUGGUUUGAUUGAGAUGACAUUAGUUUUACCAGUUGCGACCGCUUCUGUUGAAAGAGUAUUUUCUUCGAUGAAGAUGAUAAAGACUAAUUUACGUAACAGAAUGGGAGACGAGUGGAUAAGUGACAGUCUAGUUGUAUACAUCGAGAAAGAUAUCUUUUCAACAAUUGAAAAUGAGCAAAUAUUACAGCAUUUUCAAAAGAUGAAAAGCCACAUAAUGCAGUUGCCUCCUCUUUCUUAUCCAACGACCACCUGA